This is a messenger RNA of Rotaria socialis, 675 nucleotides long. NCBI's taxonomy places the organism in Eukaryota, Metazoa, Rotifera, Eurotatoria, Philodinida, Philodinidae. The record is from the annotation of a GenBank genome assembly.
AUGCUUUCACAUGCAAUAUCCGUGGCUGAUGUUCACCCUGGUGAUCAUUUGUAUCGAUGGCGAAAUCUAAAAUUAUUUCAAGGAAUAGCUGUUCAACCUAAUCAUGAUAGCUUGGAAAUAUUUGUUGUCACAUUAAAUGAUUUAAAUAAUUUUCAUGUGGCACCCAUAAAGUUGUUUAAAGGCAAUGGAAUUCUCAGACGAGUACUCUACAAUCAAGGUGACAGUUAUCUACAUUGGAUUAAAUUACCCGGGACUAGUUAUGUUGAAAAACGAAGGCCAACAGAAGAAAUUGUUCAAAAUGCACUGCUUCUUGUUGAUACAAAGAAUAGAAAUUGUGAGUUAAUUGAAAACCUCUUUGGGAAAGGUUUUGAUGGUUUUGCUAAGUUAUGCUCAACGAUUGAUCAUGAUCAUUGGCGCCAUAUUUUGUUAGGCGGUGAUUACAAUUCAUCUUCAAUUAGUAACUGUAAAAAUGUAUUUCAUGCCAUGUCAAUUACGCCGAUGAACAGGAUCGAAUCAAUUGACGAUGAAAACUAUUGUGUUAUAUGCAUGGAAAGAAAAAACGACGUUGCAUUUCUUUGUGGACAUCUCGCAUGUUCUCAAUGCGCUACAACACUGAUUGACUGCCAUAUUUGUCGAAAAAAUAUCCGUCAAAAAAUAAAACUGUUCUGGUCUUGA